AGUACACACCACUUAAUACAUCCCAAGCAAAUGUAUUAAUGGCCAUCCGGGAUCAGGAGAAUGUGAAAUGGCCACACCCUUUGAAGCCCAAUGUCGGAAACCAGGAGCAAUAUUGCCACUUCCACCGUAGCCGUGGGCACACUACUGAAGCAUGUUGGCAGCUCAAGGAAGAAGUUGAGAGACUGAUCCGACAGGGAUAUCUCCGACAAUUCAUCAAGAAUACACCAACCCGAGAUGAAGUUGGUCCGACUGGGGGGCAGAAUCAACAACAAAGACAACCAUUGAAUACUAUUCAAAUGGUUGGAGAGAUUGAAUGAUCACGCACUUCGUGUAUUUGUAUUAGCAAA
This is a messenger RNA of Dendrobium catenatum, 347 nucleotides long. RefSeq lists its product as uncharacterized. NCBI's taxonomy places the organism in Eukaryota, Viridiplantae, Streptophyta, Magnoliopsida, Asparagales, Orchidaceae. The record is from RefSeq and is a predicted model, not a curated record.